Messenger RNA from Triticum turgidum subsp. durum (durum wheat), 717 nucleotides. NCBI's taxonomy places the organism in Eukaryota, Viridiplantae, Streptophyta, Magnoliopsida, Poales, Poaceae. The record is from the annotation of a GenBank genome assembly.
AUGGGUGGUGAUUAUGUUCCCAUAUUGGUCUUACUGUGUUUUUUGUUUAGACCUUGCUACCCCACCUUGGUUGAAUCAAUAGACAUGGAUGGAAAUCUACAGAAGAAUGAGAAGAACACCACUCAUUUAAGUCCUAAACACUUUCAAUUUCCGUGGAGAGCUGAUUUCACAGAUGAGGGGAGCAAUAUUAUUUCUCAUAAGGACUCGAGAUCAAAGGGGUGCUACAACUUACAAUGCAGAGGAUUUGUUCCUACAAGUGGAGCUAAGCUAGUGCCGGGACAAGCCAUUGCUCCUCCAUCAAUUUACGGCAUACAAGAUCACUACAUCAGGCUUAGCCUCAACAAGGAUCCAAAUUCUGGAGAUUGGGUGGUGUACCGUCAUGAUUUAGAAACACCGUCAUUCUUGGGACAUUUUCCAAAGGAGCUUUGCCCUGAGACACCACGUAUACAAGCAUUGACCGGAUUCAUGAAUUACUUAAAGAAUGCACAUGGUCCACCGAUGGGUAGUGGACACUUCCCCGAUUAUAAUGAGAAGAAAUCUGCCUACUUCAAUCAUGUUAAGAAAUACAACUCAAAGGGUCAAGCUUUUGACCCCCGUUACACUGGGAUGGUCAAGUUAGUUGAUAGGAAAGAUUGUUAUGAUACAAAUGAUUUAUUUCUUGAAUUUAAGAAGGGUUAUACAUUCAACUAUGGUGGACCAGGUGGUUGUGUUGGUUGA